GCGUGCAAAUAUCUAUCAAAGCGACUACUAUGACCUACAUAUCUAUACAACGUUUUAUGUUGUCACAUCUCAAAUUUUAGCGAGCAGAUCUGUUAUACAAUGGAUCAUGGAGAACUUUAAUGAUUUAAACGCAGAUCGUCUAACUGGAGCUGUAGCUUUGCUUUCAUUUCUUAUGGUGACUGGGUUCAUUGGCAAUCUUCACGUGCUUUUCGUGUACACUUUUCGGCUUAAACCUUCUAACCACGGGAUUUAUAUUCUUUUUCUCAGUGUUCAGGAUAUCAUUGCGUGUGCACUUCUUAUCCCUCUGAGAAUCUACGUAUACAUAAAUUUGUGGACACACGGGAAUGACUUCACAUGCAGAUUCGAAAGUUUUUUGAUGUGUUUAAUCCUUACUGCAUCUGCUUUCACGCUACUGUUAGUUGCCACAGAUAGGUACCGCAAAAUAUGCUGCCCGCUUGGAUGGCAGAUUAAAAGAAGAAUCGCUAAACUGCUAUGCGUCAUUGUGCUUAUUUCCGCCUGUUUAUGUUCCUGGCCGGUUUUAGUGCUAAAUGAGCCAAAAACAAUAGAACUGAAUAAUGUUACUAUCACAAUGUGUGGCACCGUUGAUGGAUAUAUGGAAUAUCAACUUUAUCAUCGUAUUAUAAUGGCAGCCAUAUUCUUUGGAUCAUUAUGCAUCCUUACAGGACUUUAUGUGUUAAUAAUUAAAGCAGCAGCUAAAUAUUUCUCUAGAGACAUCGUAAAUGGGACUGACCAAUGUUCAAAAGGAGCACACAAUGCUUUUAAAGAACAAGAUGAGUACGGAUCUAAAGAAAGUUUGAUACCACAUGAGCAAAACAUUAUAAAGCCAUGCAAAGAUGGAAAACCGCAAGACAAUUUACGUGUAAGUACAAAAACAACGAGACAAAACACGGCCGAUUGUACCACCAGCCCAGCCCGUACAGAGAAAUGUAAUAUCGGACCUAACAGAACAAACAGGUCAAGGAAAACGACAACGAUUUUCAUCCUGAUAACUGUGUUCUAUUUCAUUAGCUACAUACCAUUUAUAUCUUUAGAUAUCUUUCUUGUUCAUGGACUGUUAACUUCCUCAACAUCUCUAAGUAUGGCUGGUUUUGUUGCCAUACAUAUUAUCAGCUCUUGUGUAUUUAUUAACUGCGUGGCAAAUUGUUUCAUAUACAGUUGUUUCGAUACUCGUUUCAGAAAUGAGAUAGGGGUAAUGUAUAAGAUGCUAUGGUACGCAUGCAAACACUGAGACGGCCGUAUAUGUAGGAUCAAAUAUGUCAAUUUUAUUGUAGCAGUCAGAAUCAAAUACGGAGGUGGAGGCAUAAUCUUAACAGAAAUAUCGGGAUCAGUUAUGUAGUACAACUAAUGGUCGGAAAAUUAAACAUGGUGCUUAAUUUAAUUUAAUAUUUAUAAAAAUUUAAUGCUUAAAUGUUUAUCUUGGAGAUUCGUUAAGCAUAGUGUAUGUUUUGUUAUUGACACCUCUACAGUUAGUCGCCACGCUUUUCUAUUUCCGUAAUAUUUUGAAAUACUUACGUCUUGAUAGAUGUUAUUAUUCAAACCUAAGGGAAAGGGUGUCUGUAGAUGUUUAAUCCAUUUAAGUUUAACCUUGAAACCAGAUGUCAUGUUUCAUAGUUCAACUGUUCGACAGGUUGAACAGAAACAUCUUUAACUGAAUGUCCGGUUUUACGAAAAUUAUGAUAUAAAAAUUGUCGAAAUUUGGUGUUCCAGAAAUCUUAUUUUAAGAGGUCGUUUCGUUUGUCCAACGUACUGUAUACCACAGUUAUGUGCAUGUCAUGUAAGUACAUAGAUAACAUCAGAGAACUUUCAAGAAAUGUCUGAAUGAAACUUUAUAUCAAAAUUUCUAUCAUUUACAGUAAAGCGUAUUGCCGAGGAGACAACACAUGCACCUAGUAUACGAAUGGCACCUAGAGACUGGAUGUUUUCAGUAAAAGGUGUUUUGAUGUAUUUUCUAAGAAUAGGCGAUAAAUUGAUGAAAUCAGUACAGGUUCACAAAUGUCCACCGGCCGCCACAUUAAAACUAGCUUUUUAUGGAAGUUACGUUUUACUGGACUCGUUAAAUAUCGCACACUAAGUAUUUCUGAAAGAACUAGGUUUUUCAUACUCAUAAGAUUUUUAGUGAGAUAAAGCCAUUACGGUUUGAAUCCUUUGGUAAGAAGUCAAUUUAAUUUCACUGUCUUCGUAUUAAGUAUUUUAAGAACUAAAAGCUGUGUAAUAAGUAAGGUUAUCAAUUCUGAUUUAUAUCGAUACAGUUACAAAGCUGGUUUUAUUUUAUUUGGUGUAACUAAAAUAUUUAUCGAUUUUUCAUAUAUAAAAGACGAAAGUGUCCGAAAUAUAAAAUGGCGUCUUAAAAACAGAUACACAGGUAUUUUCCCAUCAAAACAAAGUUUUUUCGUGAAAUGUCUGAAUUUUAGAACUUUCUACUUUCAUUCUGUGUCAUCAAAUCUUAACUAUUGUUUAAUGCCCAACAAAUCAAAUUGGGAAGAACUCGCACAAAUAUGUUGCGAUGUUGAACAGCUGAGACAUAUAGAAAGUAUGACAAAAUUAUGUUUAUGCCACCAAUCGUUUUUUUAUGCUUUGCUCCAAUACGACCAGAAUAUUUUGUACAAAAAUGUGCUAUUGUACGCACCAUAAACCGGUUUAAGCUACCCAGUGGUGUUUUUGCCACUGACCGUUCCAAGGCGGUGCCCCACUGUGUUCCUUCGUUUGUUCGUUUUGUCCUGAUGUGUUGGUUUUGUGUGUGUGUGUGUGUGUGUGUGUGUGUUCCUUUGUUUGUUCGUUUUGUCCUAAUGUGUUGGCUGUGUGUGUGUGUGUGUGUGUGGUGCACGCGUCUGCGUGCUGUGGGUUUCGUUUUGAGGAGUCUGCGUUUUUGGUGCGCGGCAUUCCCUGUUUGAUAUUUGUCUUUGUUUUUUUACGUUGUAGUGUAACUGUGAUUAAGGAACUCUUUGUAUAUUCAUCCUUGUUCUACUUUCUCCUUCAACCUCUUCACCGCCCCUCCCCCUCCCCUCCCCCUUUCUUCCUCUUACCACUUCCUCCCCCUCUGUCUUCAUUUGGCAUUAAUUUAUAUGUACUUGUUAGAUUUUUGAAGCAACCCGUCUGUAAUAUUUUUCCGUUACAGCUUCUCUUUGUUGUUGUGAGCCUACUUUGCAAAUGCGUGGCUCUGAGGCUGUGUUUUUAGUGCUCUGUGCUUCCAAGAAGUCUUCCCUUACCUAUAAUCUUUUAUAUAGUUUUGAUUUUGUCCCAGCAUGCGACUCUUGCCUCCCGAGUCGUUCUGUCCCAAAAUAUAUUAGACUGGAAGGAAAUGAAUGUGAUAUUUUCGUCACGUAUUUUCGUCAAGUCUCAAAGAAUAACAAUACUAAUAUUUCUCCAUCUGAGACGUCCAAUAUUGCCUAAACUUAUAUGUAACCACCAGAAUGUCCUACAUUUGUUGAAUUUGUAUCACUAUCAUGUGCAGUCAUCCAGAUACUGCUAGUAUUUUGUUCCACUCUCCAUGUCUAAUAGUGUGCAAGCGAUAGAAAUAACCAUACGAAUUAAUACCCAGGCGGCCCACAAUAAUACUUUUAUGUCGUUGAUCCGACAUCCACUGAUGAUGACCUCAUGUUUGACCACAGAAAACCAUUUACAACAAUAAAAAUCUCAAAUA
Molecule: messenger RNA, 3661 nt
Organism: Mercenaria mercenaria
Lineage: Eukaryota; Metazoa; Mollusca; Bivalvia; Venerida; Veneridae
Product: trace amine-associated receptor 3-like
Exons: 2
Coding region: 107-1249 (380 amino acids)
Biological process (GO): neuropeptide signaling pathway
Cellular component (GO): membrane
Molecular function (GO): neuropeptide receptor activity
Source: RefSeq, a predicted model, not a curated record